AUGUCUGGGCAAGUCAAAAGAAAAGCCAAUCGUAAUGGUAGUGGGAAUUUUCACGAAAGACAUGUCAAACGAGGGAGGUCAGAAUUGAGAACCAUCACACGAACUUCAAGAAGAUCAAAGGGUGAAACAUUCAGUAAAGAUCAAUCGGGAAAUAAUGAAAAAGAGGAAGAUGAAAAAUUCUCAGAAACAAGUGAAGAAGAGGAAGAAGAUGAGUAUGAGGCUAAAGGUAAAGCUUAUUCAGCAUUGUUGACAUUAUUGAAGUCGGAUCAAAGAUCAAAUUCCGAACCCAAGGAUAACAAAACAGAAAGUACUUCAGACGAAGUUUUGGAGGAGGAGGAGGAGCUUGCAGGGGAGAAUUUGGAAGAAAAUAAUGAGCAGGACUUACACGAAGAUGAGGUUGAUUCAGAGGAUGAUGAAGAUUCCCCAAAUGGACUAGCAAACGAUCCAUUUGAAGUUCAUUUCAAUCAACCAACGGAACAAUACUUAGAAAAAGAAGAACAACAGGUUAUUAAAGACCAUGAGAAAUGGAAGAUAGGGAAAAGGAAUGUAUUGGAAUCUUUGUCAAUGAGCUCUUUCAUUUCUUUACCUCCUGGAACCGCUAUCAAUUCGCCAAUUCAAAAAGUUGCAUCAACUGUAUCAGACUAUUCAACGUUGAAAAAAAGAAUCGUACAUGCAUUUGAAAAAUAUCAUGGUGAAAACUUGUCAGAAUUAGAUUCAACUUUGUUAAGACCUAUUCUAAAUUAUCAAGAUGUUAAUUAUCAAUAUAAAUCAUUUUCGAAUAAAUCUUAUAGAAAACUUUAUAUACUUCAUGCACUUAAUCAUAUAUAUAAAACGAGAGAUAGAAUAAUCAAAAAUACAACUAAAUUAAAUCAAACUGACGACACGAAUCAAGAUUUGGAGUUAAGAGACCAAGGCUUUACUCGACCUAAAGUUUUGAUACUAUUACCCACAAGAGAAUCAUGUAAUGAAGUUGUUGAAGAAUUGAUAAAAUUGUCAGGAACUGAUCAACAAGAGAAUAAAAAAAAAUUUACAACUCAAUUUCAUGCUAAAGACAUUGCAAGAAUUAACAAACCUGGAGAUUUUCAGGAUGCAUUUAAAGGAAAUAAUAAUGAUUUCUUUUGUAUUGGGUUAAAACUAACUAGAAAAUCUUUAAAAUUAUAUUCAUCUUUUUAUUCAUCAGAUAUAAUACUUGCAUCACCAAUUGGGCUAUCAAUGAUAUUAGAAAACGCUGAUAAAAAGAAAAGACAAUACGAUUUUAUUUCAUCAAUUGAAGUGUUGAUAAUGGACAAAGCAAAUCAAAUCGAAAUGCAAAAUUGGGAUCAUGUGAAUACAGUUUUAAAAUACCUUAACAAAAUCCCCAAAGAAUUUCAUGACGCUGAUUUUAGUAGAAUAAGAAUGUGGAGCAUAAAUGAUCAGGCUCAAUUAUUGAGACAAACUUUAGUAUUUUGUGAAUAUUUAACACCAUCGAUAAAUAAUUUAAUAUCAUCCAAAUCAUUCAAUCUACUGGGUAAAGUUAAAUUUAAACCAAUUAUAAAUUCAGAAACAAGCCUUAUGAACUCAAUUGGACUUAAGAUUAAACAAAUAUUUCAAAGAUUUCCUAGUGAAUCGCCGUCAAAUGAUCCAGAUUCAAGAUUUAAAUUUUUCACAAAUUCAAUUUUACCAAAUUUACUUAAAACCGUUUCAUAUGAAGAUGGUAUUAUGAUAUACAUUCCAUCAUACUUUGAUUAUUUGCGUAUUAAAAAUUAUUUUGAAAGUUCAACAAAAUUUAAUUUUGGAGCUAUUGAUGAAUACAGUUCACAAUCAAAAUUAACAAGAACAAGACAUGAAUUUCAACAAGGUAAAAUUAAAAUCUUAUUGUACACGGAAAGAUUACAUUAUUUCAGAAGAUAUGAGAUAAAUGGUGUUAAAUCAUUAAUAAUUUAUUCUCCACCAAGCAAUCCUAUAUUUUAUAAAGAAAUCAUCAGAUUCAUUGGGAAACUGAUUUUUAAAGAUGAAUGUGAUUUGAAUUUAGCCAUGGUCAAAACGAUUUUUUCUAAAUGGGAUGCAACAAGUUUAGAAAGAAUUGUUGGAAAUGAACGUGCUCCAAUUUUAUGUAAUUCAAGAAAUGAUUCUUAUGAGUUCAAAUAG
Lodderomyces pseudojiufengensis is the source of this 2127-nucleotide messenger RNA. Its product is annotated as rRNA-binding ribosome biosynthesis protein. Bases 1 to 2127 code for a protein of 708 amino acids. The transcript has a single exon. Gene Ontology annotation, molecular function: U3 snoRNA binding; rRNA binding. The record is from RefSeq and is a predicted model, not a curated record. Gene Ontology annotation, cellular component: nucleolus; small-subunit processome. Gene Ontology annotation, biological process: maturation of SSU-rRNA from tricistronic rRNA transcript (SSU-rRNA, 5.8S rRNA, LSU-rRNA). Lineage: Eukaryota; Fungi; Ascomycota; Pichiomycetes; Serinales; Debaryomycetaceae.